AUGUUUUUGAAUACUUUUUUGAAGUUUUUGCUGUUAGUAUUUUGCUUCUGCCAAACUGUGCAUGGGCAAGCUCGUAUUAUCAAUGGAACAGUGUCAUCAAUUACUGCGUGCCCAUCAUGUGUAUAUUUGGCGAACAAGUCCGGUAAACAAAUUUGUGGCGGUUCUUUAAUUCAUGCAUCUUUCGUUGCUACUGCCGGUACUAUAACCACAGCGUAUACCGCCGAUCUAUUAAAUGUUCAUGGAGGAAAAAGUUAUCAACUUGAAGCUGGCGAAGUUAUUCCAGUAACUCAAAUAUUUUAUCCACCAAAUUUUGACGCUGCAAAUUUUGACUGGGAUAUAUCUUUAGUAAAAUUGCAAAAUCCAUUCACAACAACAUUACCCGUCCCUGCCGUUAUUAACGCUAAUCCCAUUGAACCAUAUCAGGUCUUAGCAUUUUAUGGUUGGGGUGAAGUUACAGAGGGCGGAAAAAUUUCUAACGUACUUCGUCAAAUGUUGGUUUCUGUAAUGACACCAGCAAGUUGUGAAGAAUAUAUUGGACCACAGACAGAUGCACAGUUCUGCACAACUUCCGCAUAUGUUGGAGCAUGUAACAGAGAUGAGGGUGGCGGCUAUUUUGAUAAAGAUAACCAGUGGUGUGGAGUAGAUAUCUGGACCUACGGUUGUGGCAGAGGUUAUCCUAAUCUUGCCACAAGAGCAUCAGUAGUGAAUAGUUGGAUUCAAUCUACAAUUACAAGUAAUCCAUAA
Molecule: messenger RNA, 744 nt
Organism: Teleopsis dalmanni
Lineage: Eukaryota; Metazoa; Arthropoda; Insecta; Diptera; Diopsidae
Product: chymotrypsin-2-like
Exons: 1
Coding region: 1-744 (247 amino acids)
Biological process (GO): proteolysis
Molecular function (GO): serine-type endopeptidase activity
Source: RefSeq, a predicted model, not a curated record